CCAAAGCCAAACCCCAGUGUAGUGUGGUUUAUCCUUCAAUUUUCUUCUUCUUCUUCUUCACACUACUCUCUCUACAACCACCACCUCAUCUCAACUCAACCAUGUCUUCUUCUUCUUCAUUCUUCGCCUCCAAUCGCUUAACCACCAUCUCAACCCCUCCUCCUCCUCACCGCCGUAACAGCCACCACAUCUCUCGUCCUUCCUCCGUCAAAUGCCACCUCUCCUCUUCCGACGAUAAUAACAACAACAACAAUGAUUCCUCCUCCCUUUUCAGAAAAACCCUCACUGCUACCGUCGCAAUCUCCUCCGCCGCCUCUGCUCUCUUCCUCACUGACUCUCUCCCCGAUUUCAAUUUCUCCGGAGGUGGCGGCGGAGGUGGAGGAUCUUCCUCCGGUGGUGGAGGUGGUGGAUGGUUUAACAACGGCGGUGACGGAGGUGAUUUCUGGUCAAGAAUUCUCUCACCAUCAACCGCUUUCGCCGACGAACCAAAAUCACAAGAUUGGGAUUCACACGAGCUACCAGCAAACAUAACCGUUCUACCAAACAAACUAAGCGGAUUCAAGAAAUACAAAAUCUCAGAUAUAAUUUUCCUCGAUCGAAACACCAAGACGAAAAUCGGAACAGAAGAUUCAUUUUUAGACAUGGUAUCUCUUAAACCAGGUGGUGUAUACACACGCGCUCAGCUUCAGAAGGAGAUAGAAAGUUUAGCUACAUGUGGAAUGUUUGAGAAGGUUGAUAUGGAAGGGAAAACCAAUGCUGAUGGAACAUUAGCGUUGACAAUUUCGUUCGCCGAGAGUAUGUGGGAAAAAGCUGAUAGAUUUAGAUGUAUCAAUGUAGGGUUGAUGGGUCAGUCGAAACCGAUUGAAAUGGAUCCUGAUAUGAGUGAAAAGGAGAAAAUUGAGUUUUUUAGGAGACAAGAGAGGGAGUAUAAGAGGAGGAUUGAUACUUCUAGGCCUUGUCUUUUGGCUCCUGAGGUUUAUAAAGAGAUUAGGGGGAUGUUGAGUAAGCAAGGGAGGGUUAGUGCUAGGUUGUUGCAGAAGAUUAGGGAUAGGGUUCAGAAAUGGUAUCAUGAUGAAGGGUAUGCUUGUGCUCAGGUUGUUAAUUUUGGGAAUCUUAAUACGCGCGAGGUUGUUUGUGAGGUUGUUGAAGGGGAUAUUACUCAGUUGAAUAUUCAGUUUUUGGAUAAGCUUGGUAAUGUUGUUGAAGGGAAUACUGAAAAUCCUGUUGUUCAAAGAGAACUUCCAAAACAGCUGCUUCCGGGUCAUACUUUUAACAUUGAAGCUGGGAAACAAGCUUUGAGGAACAUAAAUUCCCUUGCUUUGUUUUCCAAUAUUGAGGUGAAUCCGCGGCCUGAUGAGAAGAAUGAGGGAAGUAUAAUUGUUGAAAUUAAGCUUAAAGAGUUGGAGCAGAAAUCGGCUGAAGUUAGUACUGAGUGGAGUAUUGUUCCUGGGCGAGGAGGGCGUCCAACUUUGGCUUCACUUCAGCCAGGAGGGACUAUUACUUUUGAACAUAGGAAUCUGCAAGGAUUGAAUAGAUCUCUUACCGGUUCAGUGACAACUAGCAACUUCUUGAAUCCUCAGGAUGAUCUUGCAUUUAAAAUGGAGUAUGCGCAUCCGUAUUUGGAUGGUGUAAAUGAUCUACGCAACCGAACUCUCCGUGUAAGCUGCUUCAACAGCCGAAAGCUGAGUCCAGUAUUCACUGGUGGGCCAGGGGUGGAUGAAGUGCCCUCCAUAUGGGUUGACCGUGCUGGUGUAAAAACCAAUAUCACUGAGAAUUUUUCUCGUCAGAGUAAAUUCACUUAUGGAUUAGUAAUGGAAGAGAUAAUAACACGUGAUGAAACCAAUCAUAUCUGUUCCAAUGGUCAAAGAGUAUUGCCUAAUGGAGGAAUUAGUGCAGAUGGACCUCCAACAACCCUCAGUGGUACUGGUAUUGAUAAGAUGGCAUUUUUACAGGCUAAUAUUACAAGGGAUAACACAAGGUUUGUGAACGGAGCUAUAGUUGGAAGCAGGAACAUGUUCCAGGUAGAUCAAGGCCUUGGUGUUGGCAGCAAUUUCCCAUUCUUUAACCGCCACCAAUUAACUUUGACUCAGUUUCUCCAGUUGAAGUCUGUGGAGGAAGGUGCUGGUAAACCACCACCACCAGUGCUUGUCCUCCAUGGUCACUAUGGUGGUUGUGUAGGUGAUCUUCCAAGUUAUGAUGCUUUUACUCUUGGGGGUCCCUAUUCUGUAAGGGGUUACAACAUGGGUGAGAUUGGAGCAGCCAGAAACAUCCUCGAGCUGGCAGCUGAGGUACGUAUACCUAUUAAAGGUACACAUGUGUAUGCCUUUGCAGAACAUGGCACCGAUCUAGGAAGUUCGAAAGAUGUCAAAGGAAAUCCAACAGAAGUCUAUAGGAGAAUGGGUCAGGGGUCCUCUUAUGGUGCUGGUAUGAAGCUUGGGUUAGUGAGAGCGGAAUACGCGGUUGAUCAUAACUCAGGAACAGGUGCAAUAUUUUUCCGUUUUGGUGAAAGAUUUUGAGGUGCACAUGAGUCGUAGUGUAUGUUUGGUUCUUUUCUACUGCGGAAGAAAUAUUUCAGCCAUAGGUGUUUGAAUCUUGUAGAAAUUGGUUUUAGUGAACUCCCUGCUGCUACUGGGGUUGGUUUUCUAUAGGUUACUCUCAAAAUUGGUGUAGGGUUCAAUGAAAAUAUUAAGAUUUUAGAUUAUCCUGCUGUCUACUAUUGAUAACUUCUGCGGCUUAUAUCUAAUGUCCAAUUCAUGAGAACGGAUAGAAACGUGAUUUCUUAUGUAUUUCGAUUUUGUUUUUUCCUUUGUGAUGAGGAUUGUAGGAUUGCUUGCAAGUAUUGAUUCCGUUAGUUGAUGAAAAAUUCUGUCAAAUGUAUUUUGACUCAUUCUAUUUUUCUGGUUACGUUUGUCAUUUAGAAUUCCACUCAA
Messenger RNA from Medicago truncatula (barrel medic), 2930 nucleotides. RefSeq names its product protein TOC75, chloroplastic. NCBI's taxonomy places the organism in Eukaryota, Viridiplantae, Streptophyta, Magnoliopsida, Fabales, Fabaceae. Gene Ontology annotation, biological process: protein import into chloroplast stroma; intracellular protein transport; chloroplast organization. Bases 102 to 2516 code for a protein of 804 amino acids. The record is from RefSeq and is a predicted model, not a curated record. The transcript has 7 exons. Gene Ontology annotation, molecular function: protein-transporting ATPase activity. Gene Ontology annotation, cellular component: chloroplast outer membrane.